UUUAUAGAGGGAAGACUUACCAAGAAGAAUUUUGAUCUAGAAAAGUUAAAUAUCCCCAAGGAGAAAAACAGAUAAAAACAAACUGAGAUUCCAACUGUGGCUAUGGAAAAUCAGACACUGCUUGGUGGAAUUUCAAGUACAGAAGAUGGAUUUAUCACUGAAAUAUUUAGUCAAAAUAGUCCAUUUAAUUCUGAAAACCUUAACUUUGAAAAUACAGUAAUUAAUAAACCUGGUGAAGAAGGGUUUCACUCCAGUCAAGACAGUCAUUUAUGCACUAUGGCUGUUGGAGAAACUUUGCUGGAUCAAUUCAAAUACCCUCUUAAUAUUGAAGGUCAAAAUACAAUACUCAAGGUCAAAAUACAGCCACUUGUAGAAGACAAUCAUGAUAAUGAAAUCCUUGGAAAAUGUCAGAAGCUACAAGACCUAAAUCCUUCAGAAGAAGCUAAACAUACAUAUCCACCUUAUCCACUGUCACACUCGUACAAUGUCCAUUUUCUGUCUUCCUUAAUGAUGCAACAAAGAAAUUCUAAUGUUUUGUCACUAAGUACCUGCCCUCCAGAAGGAACAAUCAAUCAAAAUGUCAGAAUGAUACCAGUAUUCAGACCUCUACUAGAUCCAGUUACUGGUGGGAAUAAUUGUAUUUGUUAUGACCAAUUCAAAGGAAUGCUUAAUAGUUGUGUACAGUCACAAGCCUUGCCAGGUACCUCCAAUGACCCUUGCAGUGAUACCAGCACUUUACCUCAGACUAGUGCUCCUGUCUGUGAUGAACUUGUGGAGGUAAAAGAAACAAUUGUUAGUAAUAUGGCUAAUAACCAAAAGGAAGCAGUUUUUCAGAAUUCAAAUGCAGGAGAAACCAGCUGCAAGUUACUAUCUGCACAAAAUGUAAUGGAGGACCCCAGCUGUUCACACAGAACAGAUUCCAGUCCAGUGGUGAUCUGCCAGUUGAAAGGAGGUACUCAAAUACUCUGCAUAAACAAUUCUGGCACAAGAGAACUGAAAACAGUUCAUCUGGUUCCCCAGUAUCAAAACCAACAUAAUUAUCUUCAGUCAGGUACAAAGAAAAUGAAAAUUUAA
Trachemys scripta elegans is the source of this 1074-nucleotide messenger RNA. RefSeq names its product testis expressed metallothionein like protein (gene TESMIN). The record is from RefSeq and is a predicted model, not a curated record. The annotation marks the transcript as partial. The transcript has 5 exons. NCBI's taxonomy places the organism in Eukaryota, Metazoa, Chordata, Testudines, Emydidae.